AUGGCGACGGCGACGAGGGACGACGACGACGACGAGGCGCUCGAAAUCGUCGCGCGGGCGUGUUGCGAAGCGAUGAUGCGGACGUGCGACGAUGCAACGGACGGACGGGCGGACGAGGACGAGGAAACGGCGGAGGAGAGGGAGACGGAGACGGAGACGUGGUUGGGGACGCUGUGCGCGACGGCGUCGACGAGCGGGCGGGCGCUCGAACGGGCGCUCGAAGCGACGCGAAGGGCGGCGGCGAUGGACGAGAGGUUCACGACGCGCGUGUGCGAAGAGUACGACGCGAGCGUGCGUCGGUUAGGGGACGCGAAGGAUGCGACGUUGGCGGUGUUGAUCGAGGCGAGGGCGUGGGGACGCGCGCGAGAGGCGAGCGCGAGCGCGAGCGACGUCGAGCGAGCGCUGAGAGCGUGUGAUGCGAGAUCGUUGGAGAGCAUGGCGAAAUACGUGCUCGAGGAGGUGAAAGAAAGCGACGCACACGUAUUGCGAGCGAUCGCGCGCAGAGAUUCGGAGAUUUGCGUGGAAAUUCUCGGCGCGUUGUUGUCUCGGCUGUCGACGGGCGUUCAAACGCGCGCGGCGCUUCGCGCGCUCGAGGAGAUUGUCCAGAUGGACGCGGCGCCGCACGUCGACAGAAUGUCGAGUGAAAUUCAGCGAGCGGUUGAAUAUUUACCCCAGUUGAGCGUCAAAGAGGGGGGAGAUAUCGCGCGCAGGGCGGUAGCGGCGCUCUCCAAAAUCUCUGGCGUCGCGCCGGUGAUGGCUUUGUUCGAAAGCGUCGAGGACGACUGCUCGAAAACUAUUUUAGGCUUGCAAAUGCUCGGUGACAUGAUGCGAGCCGGCAAUCAUCUUGACGCAGGUAUCGCGGCUUUAGAACGCGCGAUGGUGGAUGACCGCUCGAGUGUCCGACAACACGCUUUCGUCGUCGCGACGACGUUGAUUACGAGCGAGUCCAUUGCGGACGAAGCGAUGCUGCAAAAGGCUGAGGCAGAAGCAAAGGUUGACGCCAUCUUAUCGAUCAAUGAAAUCUUGAGAGCGUUAUCGCAGCGAAGAGAGACCCCUACGCUGAGUUUUGCGACGAUUCAAUCCCUCACGAGCUCGCUCGGAUUGAUUUUGGCGCUCGACGUGAGCGGCAAAUCUGUCAAGAAUAGAGAAAUUUUGCGGAACUCGCUUCGAUUGCUAUCGGCUCUGAGCGAGUGUCUCAUCCUUCAAGCCGAGUCAGCCAGAGACACAGAUGGUGAACAAAUCAACUUCGUCGACGCCGAUGCUUUCGAUGAUGCAAACGACAAAGUGGAGUCGCACGUAUUGGCUAAACUUGUACCAGUCGUUGAAGUCGUCCUCGAUUCCAUGCUGUCGUACUCGACGUGGUUCAAGGAGAUGUUGGAACAAUUAGAACACCCUAAGAUCGACGAGGGUACGAGCGAGACGCUGGAGAGUUGGAUCACGCGAUUACUUUUCAUGCAUCUUCAGCUCAGUUGCGGUUCUGAGAACACGCGGGCUGGGAACGUGUCAUCUGCUUUGUGCAUUGAUAGUUGCGUCAGGCUCUCGUCUGACGAUGCGGAAUGGUCUCCGGAAUUGCAGCGUCACAUCACGCAAAUUUGUGCCCACACGUUGCGCGUGGCGCGCGUUUCUUCCGGUGAUAUGCGUGCUUCUAAUCAGUACGCGACACUUAUGAAUACAUGCGCGCGUCAAUGCGUCGAAACAUUGCGAGACAACUGGUUUGCUUUCGAUAAGAAGGAAUUGGCGCCGAACUCAGAUUUGUGGUCGACAAAGACCACUUUGGAUGCUCUUCAAACGCUCAGAGCGCUGUGCGAACUCGCUGUCAGCCGUAAUGCGUCGUACGGACCAGAUCUUGGCGUUUUACAAGACUUGAUGCGCGCUUCUUUCACGGAUGAUGAAUUAGAAAACGCCGCAAAGGAAGUCGCGUCUUACGGUAAACCUCAUCUUGCGAGAAGUGAUUACGAAGCCGCCGGACGCGCAGGCGUAGAGGCCCCAGUCUCAGGUGUUGUUGCCGCGCUCGUGACAUCUUUGCACCAUCAGCUCCAAGAGACGUAUAAUUCACGCACCGUGAUCGAUACGUGGGAUCGGAUCAUCAAUGAAGUUUUGAACUUGCUGGACACUAUGCUGCCAUUGGUGGAAAAUGCAGACUUGGCGUCGGCUUCUGUCGUCAUGCUUGAGGACGAUAUUAUUCAAUUGCGUGAGUUGCCCAUCGAGCCUACGUGUCACAUCGCUUGCACGAUCUUACAGUAUCAUCGUCGACGAUUCCCUCUGCCAGAUUGCGUCAAGACCGCGUCAGAGAUGUUGAAAAUGGCCUUGAGCUAUUCCUUGACAUCCAUACCCGAUGAGCUCAACGAUUUGCUCAGUGUCUUGAAUGAAAUCGUCACAGAUUUAUCAUCUGACAACGAUCAGCACGGUAAAAUUGAGAAACAAGAUGCGUUCAUCGCUCUGACGACGAUUCUAGUCAAGUCGGGUGAUAUAUUGUGGCGCCAUGUGCACUCAAAGCAGAAGUCGUUGGACGACGUCGAGGCAAACUUCGUGUCGUUGGCUACGCAUUCAUUCGAACGUUGCAUUUCCGCGGCUUCGAAGCUUUCGCGCACGGAUGGAAAUCAAAAACAUUUGGAAAGUCAACGUCGAAAUGCAUCGUUAGUCCUCGCUGGCAUUCGCUUGCAUCACAACACGGAUAAGAUGUCACAUCUGUACGACGUCAAGGUGCUCAGGUCGUUUGAACUCAAACGACGACAGUUUAUGGUUGUUUGCGCCGGAGUUUUCACCAACUUAAGGGCGCUUCAGCUCGUGAAGAACAGUGGCACGCCGCUUGAUCGCGGUUUAGUGGCUAUUGGUAACGCGCUCGCGAUGGAUGACAUCGAACUCUACAGCGAAAAUUUGUCGCGUCUCGGUGAGAGCGUGCAAAACGUCGACGGAGAGGUGUUGAAAUGCUGCCCGUCGAACGUUUCGUCUCGGGAAAAUUCUGCAUCAAAGCCUCGUAAACGCAUACGAAAUCCUUACUUGGACGCCGUCGUGGCGCAAGAAGGCGGCGCGCAAGAUGAGUAUGACGAUAUGGCGGAUUUCAUCGUGUGUAAACCUGGACGAGAUUACCGCACCGUACUCGGGCUCACGUGA
Messenger RNA from Ostreococcus lucimarinus CCE9901, 3114 nucleotides. RefSeq lists its product with no specific name. Bases 1 to 3114 code for a protein of 1037 amino acids. The transcript has a single exon. The record is from RefSeq and is a predicted model, not a curated record. NCBI's taxonomy places the organism in Eukaryota, Viridiplantae, Chlorophyta, Mamiellophyceae, Mamiellales, Bathycoccaceae.